AGUGAAGUCAAUUACUUUAAGAGUUCAAGUUAUAAAUUUACCAGAACUACACUUCAAAGUAACAGGUGAAUGAUAAUGCUUACAAGUAUUGAUAAGCAAGAAGACUAUACAGAUAGUGAAAACCCUCCAUUCCUAUUGCCAAGAUUACGGCAGCGAUUAAAAUAAGUGCAUCAUUCCUCAUCUCAAUCUGAAAUUGAGUGUUUUGCUUUUCUGGAUGCAAUUGAAUUUCUUAACCUAUUUUUCAGUUGGUUGGUAACUAAAAGGCAAUUGAAGACUGCAUUAAUUACAAGGGCGAUUAUAGAAAUAUUUAGUUGUAGGCAAACUAAAGUAUUUUCUAUAGAUGUUUCAUCAAAUACUGCAAGAAUUACUGCACUACUAAUACACUGUUCCAUAAUAUUUCUAGUAGAAUUAAAAGAAAAAUUGUUACAACUACUUGAUAUCAGAGACACAGUUGCAGCUAACAAAUUCUCAAUUUAAGGUAACUGAU
Paramecium octaurelia is the source of this 487-nucleotide messenger RNA. The record is from the annotation of a GenBank genome assembly. Lineage: Eukaryota; Ciliophora; Oligohymenophorea; Peniculida; Parameciidae.